This is a messenger RNA of Condylostylus longicornis, 1095 nucleotides long. Its product is annotated as venom protease-like. The transcript is spliced from 3 exons. Gene Ontology annotation, biological process: proteolysis. Gene Ontology annotation, molecular function: serine-type endopeptidase activity. The record is from RefSeq and is a predicted model, not a curated record. Bases 1 to 1095 code for a protein of 364 amino acids. Lineage: Eukaryota; Metazoa; Arthropoda; Insecta; Diptera; Dolichopodidae.
AUGAUUUUUUGCAAUCAAGAAGUUGAAACUUGCAUUAUUAAACAAGCUAAUGCACCAGGAAUCUGUAAAUCUAUAUACGAAUGUCCAACUGUAUUUAAAAAACUACAAAUGGGUAAAAGAGAUUAUACAGUAUGUCCCAACAGCUCUCAGAAAUUGCUUGUAUGCUGUCCAAUUGAAUUAUCUGGAAGGGAAUUACCAGCUCAGUCGGAAUUCACUUCAACAGAGAAACCUCAAAAAUUAUAUGAAAGAAAGUGUUUGGAAUAUUUGGAAGCUGUUUAUGAAAAACCUACAUCAGUAAGUUUAGCUCAUAAUAAUGAUAAUCAAACGACCAAAAAUGAAAGGUGCGGUUUUAGAGUUGUUGGAUUAGUUGUUGGUGGAAGUGAUGCAGAACCACGUGAAUUUCCACAUAUGUGCUUGCUAGGAUAUUCAGUUAAUCAAACAAUAAAAUGGGAAUGUGGUGGUUCAUUAAUAAGUGAAAAAUAUGUUCUAACAGCUGCUCAUUGCAUAAAAACGGGUUUGGGAGAACCCAAAAUUAUUCGUAUUGGUGAUUUAAAUAUUAAUUCUGAUACAGAUGAUGCUGAACCAGAAGAAAUUCCCGUAGAAGAAAAUAUUGUUCAUCCGAACUACAAUAAGAAAAGGAGAAAAUAUGAUAUUGCUUUGUUAAAGCUUCAACGAAAUGUUGAUAUUAAUACAUAUAGGCGACCAGCAUGUUUACCAUCAUCAUAUGAUUGGCCAUAUUCAAAAGCCAUAGUAACUGGUUGGGGAAAUACUGAAGCAAUAAAUGUUUUGGGUUCAUCAAUUCUACAAAAAGUAGUAUUAGAAAAAUUUACUGAAAAUGAAUGUAAUAAUCAACAAUUCAAUGUUAAUUAUGAAAUACAAAAUUGUCUUGGUUCUAGAAACACUCUCAUAGAAAUGGAUUCUUGUCAAGGUGAUUCGGGGGGACCCGUACAAAUAAAACAUCCAACUGGAAUAUGUAUGUGGGAAAUAGUUGGUAUAACAUCUUUUGGAAAAAGUUGUGGCGCUAUUGGUAUUCCUUCAGUGUAUACAAGAGUUUAUCCUUUUAAUGAUUGGAUCGAGAAUAUUGUUUGGAAAUGA